AUGCACUUGGCGGCGGCGGCGGUGGAGGAGGAUACGGCGGAGGUCGCGGCGGUGGCGGUGGAGGCGGAAGUGUGCUCCCCGCAGUUUUUCUUGGAAGUGGACAGCUCUCCGCCGGUGGAGGCGGUGGAUUCGGAGGUGGUGGCAGUGGAGCCGGUGGAUUCGGAGGUGGUGGCAGUGGAGGCGCUGGAUUCGGAGGCAGCGGCGGCUCGGCUGGUGGAUUCAGUGGUAGCGGUUUUGGCAGCGGCAGUGGAAGCAGUGGUUUUGGAGGCAGCGGCUUUGGCAGCGGUGGAGGAGGCAGCGGCUUUGGCAGCGGUGGAGGAGGCAGCGGCUUUGGCAGCGGUGGCGGAGGAGGUGGCGGCCGUGGAGGCGGUGGCUAUGGGAAAUAAAGUUACGCGCCCGGAUUGCCACACUCUUACCUCUGCCUUUGUUCCUUUAACAGUAGUGAUAGUGGCCGUGAUGGCGAUGGUGUACGUUGCUGCAGCUGGAGGAGGAUAUGGAGGAGCUGGCGGAUUCGGUGGGGGCAAUGCACUUGGCGGCGGCGGCAGCGGUGGAGGAGGAGGUUACGGCGGAGGUCGCGGCGGUGGCGGUGGAGGCGGAAGUGUGCUCCCCGCAGUUUUCCUUGGAAGUGGACAGCUCUCCGCCGGUGGAGGCGGUGGAUUCGGAGGCGGUGGCAGUGGAGGCGGUGGAUUCGGAGGUAGCGGUGGAUUCGGAGGCAGCGGCGGCUCGGCUGGUGGAUUCGGAGGCAGCGGUUUUGGCAGCGGCAGUGGAAGCAGUGGUUUUGGAGGAAGCGGCUUUGGCAGCGGUGGAGGAGGCAGCGGCUUUGGCAGCGGUGGAGGAGGCAGCGGCUUUGGCAGCGGUGGAGGAGGCAGCGGCUUUGGCAGCGGUGGAGGAGGCAGCGGCUUUGGCAGCGGUGGCGGAGGAGGUGGCGGCCGUGGAGGCGGUGGCUAUGGGAAAUAA
Penaeus indicus is the source of this 957-nucleotide messenger RNA. RefSeq lists its product as uncharacterized. The transcript has 5 exons. The record is from RefSeq and is a predicted model, not a curated record. The coding region runs from base 1 to 957 and encodes 318 amino acids. Lineage: Eukaryota; Metazoa; Arthropoda; Malacostraca; Decapoda; Penaeidae.